AUGUCCUCUCCUGUCCUGUCCAGCCAGGUUUAUCCUGGACAGUGUCUGUCCGUCGGCCCCAUGGGCCCCGUGGGCCCUGGGUCUGGACGGCCAGUCUGUUUCAUGGUGGUCUUCAACACACCCAGUCCCCUCAGUAAGAUCUCCUGGGUCAACCGCCUUCACCUGGCCAAGGUCGCACAACGAGAAGAGAACUCACCAGGCUGGUUCUGUGCUGAAGAUGUAGAGAAGACCAUGGAUGCAUUCAGGUGCCCGCUGCUUGCCUGCCGCGUGCCUGUGUUUGCAACCAAAACUCCAGAAAGGAAGCUUGAAGCUGCUAUCCACAACCCUGUUCAAUGUGCAAUGCUGGGGUUUUCAGCAGCCAGCACAUCCCUACCUCAAGGCUACCUCUGGGUGAGUGGAGGGGACGGCACGCAGGGCCAGGUGGAGAUCUUCUCCCUGAACCGACCCACGCCUCGGCCCGUGAAGAGCCUGCCCGUGGACUCUCCGGUGCGCUGCCUGGACUACGUGCCCGAGCCGGGCCCCUCAGAGGACGAGGAGGGGGGUGCCCUCCGGAGCCCCACAGGGGUGGGGAACACCAUCUGCGUGGGCCUGGACAGUGGAAGCAUCCUGGUGUUUGGGAGUGUGGACACGGCAGCCCAGUGCCUGCUGACCCUCCGCACCGCCGACGGCUCCCCUGUCCUCAGCCUGAAGCACUCUGCCAGGUACCUCUUCGCUGGGCUGAGGAAUGGGACCAUGCUGCUCUACGGACGGACCAACGCGGGAGAGCUCUGGGAGCCAUCUUCGUGUAGGAGUGUGGUGGUGGGUCCGGAGCCGGUCCGCACGCUGCUGGUACUGGAGGAGUCGGUGUGGGCCAGCUGUGGCAACUCUGUCACCAUCGUCGAGGCGCUCAGCUUAUCCACUCAGCGGUUCGAGGUCCACCCUGACCCCAUGGUCAGCGUGGCCCACAUGGUACGAGCCGGAGGCGGGGUGUGGAUGGCGUUCUCCGAGGGCUCGUCCAUCCGCCUCUUCCACACAGAGACUCUGGAACACCUGCAGGAAAUCAACAUCUCCACCCGGGCCACUCUGCUCAACCCAGGCCAGAAGAUGCGUGUCACCAGCCUGCUGAUCUGCCAGGGGCUGCUAUGGGUGGGCACGGCCCAAGGCAUCAUCAUCACCCUGCCCGUCCCCAAACUGGAGGGCAUACCCAAGAUCACAGGAAAGGGUAUGACCUCUCUGAAUGCCCACUGUGGACCGGUGGACUUCCUGGUUGCCACGUCCAGCAUCCUGUCACCUGACCUCCUGAAGCGAGACUCGGUCGGCGAGGGUCCAGACUCGGCGUGUGGAGGAGAGGAGCGCAGUGACUCGUCUUCCCAGGAGUCUUUGCAGCACUCGGGCUCCUCCCAGGGCGGCGACGGGGGGCGGGGCAAGGGGCGGGGCGUGCUGCUCCAGUACCGCCUGCGCUCCACGUCGGGCUUGCCCGGGCGCCCGUUGACAGCGCGCGGCGACGAGGCGUCCGAUUCGUCCCUGGAGUCUCUGGAGCACAGCAUGGAGGACGGCUCCAUCUACGAGCUCAGCGACGACCCCGAGAUGUGGGUGCGCGGGCACGCCUGCGAACGCGAGGGCGGCCGGAGGGACAGGGUCACCUCGGCGGCGGUGGUUUCGGGUGGGAGGGGCUUCCGCAGGCUGAGGGAAGGGGUGGCGGCGGGCGGCGCCGGAGGGGCGGAGUCUUCUGAGAACACUCUGAUGGUGUGGCAGCUCCCGUUGACCGUGUGAUCCGGGGGGGGGCUCGCCUCGCACGGCAGGUCCGGGGCCAACAGGAGGCUGUCGUUCACCCCAGCAGGGCCAGGACACCGGCCAGUGAGGGAGUGGCAUCUUCACCAGUUGACAAACGGCACCACGACAGGGAUAGGAGGACUAGAUGGACCUGCUGGUGCACUGACAAGCUGCUAAGACCUCCAUGUGGCUCUGCGUCGCUUGUAUCAGCGUUGAGAUUCAUCAUCUCCAUCACCAUCAUCCUCAUCCCUUACGCAGUUCCAGAGCUCCUAAGCUGGUCACCGAUUAGUCCAACUUCACAUACCUAAAUCCAGCUUCAUACUUUAAUCAGGUCCGGCUGUGCUAACAAACACACACACACACUUGGCACACACACACACGCACGGCCAUACACACACACACUCACACACGUUCAAAAACUCCUUUGUGAGGAGCAGUGGACUGUGUUCCUUUGAGAGGGAGUCUUUGUUAUGUGUGCCAUGCUGCAGUGCUGGGAACCUCUUUCAUCCCCUCCUCUGGGAGGGAUCCCAUCUGUUUAGAGCACCAACACGGAGCACUACUCCCGGUUUCACAAAGUACACCAACAUCAGUGUGACGCCAUCCGCCCUCUCCCUGGCAAUGUGAAUUAUGCGAGCGUCGUCUCAUGUACGUCGAAAGUGAGAGCGCUUGCGGCAAACGGACAGAGGCUGUAACUGGAUGUCUUAUCGGUAUUGUCUCACACAUCUGGGUGUUGAAGGUCUACUGUCAUUAAUGUAGCACUGUUGGGUUUUUUAAAGUAGAUAAAGUAUGUUUAGUGGGAUAUACAUAAUACUGACCCAUCAAUUGAUCACAAGAGCUUAUAACUAAUCAGUUAAACAACUUCACUAGCUUGUUAAUGAACCACGGACAGUAACUAACAUCCCGUUCACAAGCAAUCAAUAGCACGCAAAUGAGGAGUCUGUUACCUGGAGUCUGUUGUAGAUAGUGUGUGUGUGUGUGUGUGCGUGUGUGGUGUGUUAAAAAUCCCACGUGUGUCACAGAGACUGAAUGUGUUACAGAGAGUGUGUGUGUAUUACAGAGCGUGUUUCAAAACCCACUUAAGAGCAUGUGCAUACAGCCAUGUCUGACACAGCUCCACUUGGUAGCAAACAAAGGAUCUGCAUGUGUGCUAAAUGUUUACACCAUGCUACACAUUCACACUUCACUUUCUCACAGUACAAUAUAUAUAUAUAUCGUCUUAACAUCUUAAGAUCGUCUUAACAUCUUCUAACGCGGGGUUCCAGACUGGGAAGGUUCCUAGGUGGAGACAGCCUGCCACCGUUGAACAAACCAUUUGAGUUUAACAUAAGAGCUCUGUAAAAGUUUGUGAAGAUUGGAGAUUGGAACAAUGUACUGAUAUAGAGUGUGUGUUAUGGCACUGAAGUGUUCUUUGGGAUCGCUUACGGUGCUGAAUGAAAGCAGUACUUGAUGGCGCAUAUAUAAGCAGAAACCACCCAUGAAGGGAUUAUGUUCUGCUUGCUGGCAGAAGGCCAUAUAUCUUACUGCCCUCUGUGACAUUUUUGUAAAUGUCAUGGAUGUUUGUUCUUCACCUCAGCAUUGGAAUGCACGAGCUUUGCAGCCCAGGUCAGGGUCCAUGUAUAAACUACAGACACGGUGUUUGUGUGCUACAAAAUUCCUAUUUCCUGUGAACUUGUCUCUCUCUCACACAAGGUUAUGGAGAUGCUCUGCCAGGAUAAAGGAGUUCACGGUCGAGCGGCCUUUAUGAAAUAUAGAUAUGUGAAUGCAUCUUUCUUUCACGUGUCCCGCACCUCCAGCAGAGCUGUCUCAAUAAAGCUGCAGAUUCAACC
Molecule: messenger RNA, 3578 nt
Organism: Osmerus eperlanus (European smelt)
Lineage: Eukaryota; Metazoa; Chordata; Actinopteri; Osmeriformes; Osmeridae
Gene: arhgef10la
Product: Rho guanine nucleotide exchange factor (GEF) 10-like a
Exons: 10
Coding region: 1-1752 (583 amino acids)
Biological process (GO): SREBP signaling pathway; positive regulation of stress fiber assembly; actin cytoskeleton organization
Cellular component (GO): cytosol
Molecular function (GO): guanyl-nucleotide exchange factor activity; protein binding
Source: RefSeq, a predicted model, not a curated record